Anopheles maculipalpis is the source of this 707-nucleotide messenger RNA. RefSeq names its product mitochondrial import inner membrane translocase subunit Tim21. Gene Ontology annotation, biological process: protein import into mitochondrial matrix. The coding region runs from base 9 to 692 and encodes 227 amino acids. Gene Ontology annotation, cellular component: TIM23 mitochondrial import inner membrane translocase complex. The record is from RefSeq and is a predicted model, not a curated record. NCBI's taxonomy places the organism in Eukaryota, Metazoa, Arthropoda, Insecta, Diptera, Culicidae. The transcript has a single exon.
AUUUCAGAAUGUCGCUUCUGGCACUUCGUCCACUUCUAGUCAAGCAACGCUUCCUUUCGCACGCUCUGUUCCGAUGCUCAGCAUCACUUCCAACCCUGAUCCAUCAUUACUCCACCAACAAUGCAUCGAAACAGUCAUCUCCCUCCAAAUCCCUGUCGGCAGGCAGCGACCGAACAGACGUAUCGACCGACGUACGACCCAUCGGUGAACGCGUGAAGGAAAACACGAAAACCGCCAGCUACAUGGGUGUCAUCCUGCUGGGCGUUGGCGUUACCGGCAUUCUGUUUUACGUCGUGUUUUGGGAACUGUUUUCAUCGGACAGUCCCAACAACAUCUACUCGGAAGCCCUCGAGCGGGUAAAGGAAGAACCGAGGGUAAAGGACGCACUCGGAGCACCGAUCAAAGGCUACGGGGAGGAAAGCCGACGUGGUCGCCGGACACGCGUUGCUCACACUAAAUACAUCAAGGAUGGUGUGGAAUACAUUCGCAUGCAGUUUCACGUACAAGGAUUCCGUAACAGAGGUACCGUGCAUCUGGAGAAACGUAAAACGGACUCCGGAGGGUACGAGUAUCGUUAUCUGUUUGUGCAGUUGGAUUACAACCCGCACAGUCCGAUUAUACUGGAGGACAAUAGACUGCAGCAGGAUGUGAUGAGAUCGCAAGCCGGUACCGUGCCACAACCUUUCCUAUGAAAACUGUCGAAUGAA